This is a messenger RNA of Sordaria macrospora k-hell, 1125 nucleotides long. The record is from RefSeq and is a predicted model, not a curated record. Lineage: Eukaryota; Fungi; Ascomycota; Sordariomycetes; Sordariales; Sordariaceae.
AUGUACCGCCAUCAACCCCGCGUCUCAGACGACCUUUCUCCCCCGCAACCCAUCGACGACGAGAACGAGUUGACAACUCUCCCCGAUCCACGAAGCCGGGCUAUGAGCCCCUCCAGCGCCAUUUCAAUGACCAGUCAUCAUCAUCCCGAUCUCGACCAGGAGGUGGCCACCCUCAGCACGAAAUUAAUCAACGCAAUCAAUCAUCAGACCACAUUGGAUGAUAACCUAUCGCAAACUAAAAUGGAGCUAGAGCAGGCACGCGACAGGAUCAGGCAACUGGAGAGGACAGUGGAGGAGCAAAGGGAGAUGCUGGCCGGUGACGUGUGGGUAAGGAGGAAAACGGUCGAGGCGGAAAAAACAACUCUGCUGGGAGCCAUUGCCGAAGAGAAGCAGGCCCGCUUGGAUGUGGAACAACAAAAGAAGAAGAUCGAACAGGAGUUGGAGAAUCUAACAGCCGCCCUAUUCGAGGAAGCCAACAAAAUGGUCAUUUCCGCCAAGGAAGAGGCCAGGAUGGAGCAGGAGAUCCUGCAACGGAAGAACGACCAGCUCAGGGCACAACUCGUGGAUACCGAGGGAUUACUCAAGUCGCAGCAGGAGCAACUGACAGAGCUGAAGCAUCUCAUGGAGGACAUGAGCGCCGAGAAGGACGAGCAGAUUCCUCCAACGGCGCCUUCUUCUCCAGGCUUCAGCAAGUUUGAGCUUUCAAACGAGGAAGGCCUUUCCGAUCGCUUACACCAUGGCCACCACAACCGCCAACAAAGCGUGGUAGAGCCCAUGUCUCCUUCAUAUCCUACCAGCUUUACUCACCUCCUUAAGCCCGUACUUCGUACCGACCUAGCAUCGUACAACGACUUCAAGGAUCUCAUUCGCACAUCCAAGAGGAUCUCUGCCCAGCGCAUACCCACACCAUCUACCGGGGGCGCACUCACGUCCCUUGGCUUGGGCUUAGGAUCGGUAGGCGCUCAUCUUGCGCUGGCCAAUGCCUCCAGCACGUCUCUUGCGACCAUCGCAACCACCCACUCGACCUUCUCCCAAACUCCCGCCACACCCGCAUCGGCCGUCACCGCCAGCCCCGGCAUCGCUGCUAUCCCUCUUCCGGCCUUGAAGGACACCAAGUUUUUAUAA